Messenger RNA from Brassica napus (rape), 3191 nucleotides. RefSeq lists its product as uncharacterized. Bases 948 to 1424 code for a protein of 158 amino acids. The transcript has 3 exons. Lineage: Eukaryota; Viridiplantae; Streptophyta; Magnoliopsida; Brassicales; Brassicaceae. The record is from RefSeq and is a predicted model, not a curated record.
AAAAAAAUAUUUGAAGAAAAUUCUUUGUUCUGUUGCUCUUGAUUAUUGAUAAUGACAAUUUAAAAUAUCUGAAAUAAGUUUGUAGCACAAAUCAUUCAAACUAGAAAAUACCAAUUACAUGGGAACACUUUGGAUUAGAUUUAGAGGCUUCAAAAGUGUGACUGAGAAACAUCACUGGUCAUUUCAUAUCUUUUAAUUUUUUGAAUUUCCUCAAGAUAGCUAAUCAAGUUUCAAUAGAUGCUAGCAUAAAAGACAAGGAAAUGUUUUCAUGAUGUAAAACUGAAAGGCUUCAAAUGUAUGAAUGCAAAAGAUAACUGAUUUCAUUACAUUCUGGCUUCAAUUGGUGACACCAUUUUAGGAAAAAAAAAUGAUGAAUUUGUUAUUCCUUCGAAUUGUUACCAAUUGAGUUGAAUGUUUAGUCAAAUUGUUAAUACAUGGGUCCCAUUAUAUUCAUUUGUUUUCCUCAUAAACGUGGGAAUUCUUUAACAAAUAUUUCCUCCUCUAAUCUUGAUGAGGAACAAGUGGAAAACAAUAAUUAAAGUUUUAAAAAUUAAGAAAAAACAAAAACAAAAUAUAGAUAAUUCAAAAAAUGGCGCAAGACACUACUAAAGUAUUAACUCAUCGUCAUCCAAGAUCAAUUAACUGCAUCAUAUACCCCAAAAGAAGGAAACAAAAAAAAGUUUGAACUUAUCUUCUUAAUCUUAUGAUUAUCCUACUAACUCUAUAAAUACUUAAGUAUUCUUCCUCCUUAGAAAAUCUCAUUGACGAAAGCAGAAGCAGAGUUAAUAGAUUUAUGCUCUAUAUUUUCUUUUAGAAAAAGUGAAUUUCUAAUAGUUUGAGCAGCAUCAAAGGUAUUAUUAUAGAGCUAUAAAGUAAAUAGCGAUCAAAUUGUUACAAUUUUCUUUUUGAUUUGAGUUUUUGUUUACUAUAUUUUUGUUUUUAGGAUCAUGACAAGUUCUCGAGGAAAUAAUGCAUCACGCUUAAGAGACGAUGGUCUCGAAGCUGAUGGUGAAAGCGAUCGCGAAGGAUCGUAUAUUUGGAAGGAUGAGAAUUGUCAAAUUCUGCUUGAACUCAUUAUUGGGGAGUUAAAAGCAAAUGAUUACUCUAGUAGAAUGCCUAAUGUUGCUGGUAGAAAAAGAGUUGAAAACAAAUUGCUUGAGUUGACUGGAGACAAGAACGUCUUUUGGGAUCCUGAGAUAAAGAGCAAGAUCGCUUACUUGCGUAAACUUUGGCAAACAAAUAAUCAGUUGAUGAACCGUACUGGUGUUGCGGUUGAUCCGUCUAGUGGACAGAUAGUGAUGCCUUCAUCUUGGUGGACAGAUCUGAUUGCGGAGUAUGGAAAAUCUGGAAAGUUCUUUAGUGUUUUGCCAUUCAAAGAUUUAUUGGAUAAAAUAUAUGAUGAACAUGAUGUUGAGCAAGAUUAACGUUAUUCUCCAUUUACAUAUUCGGCACACCUGAAAGAGACACAAUCCCAAACACAAGAAGGCAAUCAAGAAGGUACACAACCAGUUUCAGAUGCGAGCAACUUGUCCGCAUCUCAUGAUGAAGUACCCAAACAAGCAAAACGGAGAAUAUCAAGCAGCCGUCCUCCAAAGAAGAAAAGCUAACUUUGAGGCGCAAGUCGAGAGUGGAUUUCGACAUGUGAUAGAUAGCCGUAAAGAUUUGCUAGAAGAAUUACGCUCACGCAAAAUUCAAAAACUAUCAUAUGGUGAUGCAACAGCUAUCUUGGAAAAGUUACCGAUUCAAUAAUAUAGGAAGGAUCGAAAAGAAGGUACACGAUAUCAUCUCCAAGAAUUUAUAGGUGGUGAACCACCAAGAAACAGUAAGGAAAUGUUUACCAGAUGGCUGAUAGGACUGUAUUAUAUAGUCUACGGAGAACUGAGUAUUGUAAAAAAUAAAAUUGAUAAAAUUAUACCAAAGAUUAAGAAAAGAAUGAUACAACUGCAGAGGCGAGAUAUUAUAUCUUUUCUUAACUCAAAAUAUGUUUCGUAGUGUGACGGUUCGAUAACGUAAUGAAUCCCAAGAUACAACUGCAAAAAUCUUCUGAUUUGCGUCACUCUAUCAGAAGCCUGGCGAAACAAGUUUUGUGUAUACUCUCAGACUCAAAAGAAGAUCAAAGAAAAAAAAUCAAAUAAAUAAGGAGGAUUGUAUAUUUUUCUGUAUAUUCUUUGCUACACAAGUGCUCAUAUUUAAAUGGAGAAAGUAUAACACCUUGUGAAAUCAUGGAGACCACUAACGUACCAAUGCUUUCAAUUGUAGUAAAGGAAUUUAAUUCCCAUGACUCAUUGUACAUUAGAUAUCAAAGUCAUAAUGCAUAUUUGACCAAAUCAAAUACACCAAUAUACUUUACUAGGUUUAUAUUUUUAUAUUUAAGAAACAUAAAAAUAUUUUAUGAAUAAGAUUUAAAACAGGUUAAUUGAUAUAAUAUCUAAUUAACCUAUUAAAUCUAAAUUCAAACCCAAAUAUCCAAAGUGACUCAUUUGCUAAAAUUCUAUAUUAGCCAAACUAAAAGCUUUGCAAGCUUUGUAUGUUAUUCACUUUGGACCUUCAUUUCUCAUUCAAUACAACUCUGAUUUUGACCAACAAAUAUACUAACUUUUAGUGUUCACGGUGACGAUUACAUCGUACCCAAAUUCUGGUUAUUCCGACAGACAUCUCCGUCGUAAAUUCCAUCGGAAAAUGGUCUACACCACUUUGCCAAAAACGAGUUCCAACAAUCCCCCACAUGAAUAAAAAUGAUUCUAUACUCAUGAAAAAGAGGAUUGAGAGUAUGAGCGAAAAAUCCAGUGCAUGAUGAGUUGGUAGCAAUUUUUCAGCCUUGAACCAGUCAUUGUUAAUAUAUAGCUAUCGGAUUUACUCGAACAUAAGGUGGCCAUGAUGUCUUGAAACCCCCAGACUUUGGUGUAAACCGAGAGAAUAGCUAUAACACAGCUUCAUUCUCUCACAAAACUAAUUUCUCUAUUGUGUUCAUUUUGGUGGUGAACAUUCUUGGUAAUCAUGAGUGAACUUGGAGAAUAUAGCAUUUCCUUCAUUCUCUUAGAAACGGCUCUAUUUCACACUCACAAGGUGAUUUGCCAUUAGUUUUGUUUAGAGGAGUAUCAUGUACUACUCCAUUCAUAUUUCAAAACAAUGGACACAAAUCAUUAAAAACUAAUGCUUAUCAUGUAUUCCUUACAUGUAGCACUGUUUAA